Molecule: messenger RNA, 580 nt
Organism: Cheilinus undulatus (humphead wrasse)
Lineage: Eukaryota; Metazoa; Chordata; Actinopteri; Labriformes; Labridae
Gene: rps27.2
Product: ribosomal protein S27, isoform 2
Exons: 4
Coding region: 95-349 (84 amino acids)
Biological process (GO): translation; ribosomal small subunit assembly
Cellular component (GO): cytosolic small ribosomal subunit; ribosome
Molecular function (GO): structural constituent of ribosome; RNA binding
Source: RefSeq, a predicted model, not a curated record
AAAAAGUCUGUGUUCCGCUUUAUGUGUAGCUUCAGUUAGAAGUUUCCGGUGCGCCGUCGGGAUGUUUUUCCGGUGAGCACCCAGACACGCAGACAUGCCACUUGCAAAAGAUCUACUGAACCCCAGCCCAGAGGAGGAGAAGAGGAGACAUAAGAAAAAACGUCUUGUGCAGUGUCCUAAUUCCUAUUUCAUGGAUGUCAAAUGCCCAGGUUGCUACAAGAUCACCACAGUGUUCAGUCAUGCUCAGACUGUAGUGCUGUGUGUUGGCUGCUCCACAGUUCUUUGUCAGCCAACUGGAGGCAAAGCUCGUCUUACAGAAGGAUGCUCCUUCAGGAGGAAACAGCACUAGUUUGACUGGAGAUGAACAAACCUGGUCGAGAAGGAAACGGAUGGAGGAACACUGCCAUGGAGCUGACACAGCGAUGAAAAGAAAGGGCGUGUAUACAAAUCUUGUGACAUAAGAUGCCUAUCUGCAGAAUAUGCACAGAGGGGAAUGCUUGGCGUUAUUGAGAUCCCUCUCUCAGCCACUAUCCAUUAAUUCUUUUAUCUCAAUAAACCUAGGUUGAUUUUGUUAAAAUAA